Heterobilharzia americana is the source of this 465-nucleotide messenger RNA. NCBI's taxonomy places the organism in Eukaryota, Metazoa, Platyhelminthes, Trematoda, Strigeidida, Schistosomatidae. The record is from the annotation of a GenBank genome assembly.
AUGCAGUGCAAGCUUUGUAGCCAAUCAGAUUAUCCUCAUACCUACUGCAAGGUAUACAAACCAGACUUGUCAGAACCAUUUAUGUGUCCUCAUUUAAACAGGCAGUCAAUCAUAGUGGACCCCAUGACAGGCGCUCGUCGAUCACCAUUCACAACUCGAUUUACAGCAAAGUUUUCUGAUGUACAUACUAUGAAGGAUGUAUUUGAAAAGGGUUUAGAAAGCUCACGUUUUCAGCCUUGUUUGGGACGGCGCUUUAGUCCAGAUGAACCAUAUGUGUGGUUACGGUACAUAGAAGUGGAUGAUAAAAUACAGACUUUUGGAUCAGCCUUGGUGAAGAUUGCUGGUCAUAUUCAGUGGAGCGACAAUUGUGUUGGUAUUUAUGGCGGAAUUCACCUGAGUGGUUUAUCACUCAACAUGCUUGUGCAGCGUAUGGCUUUCCUGUUGUUCCUCUCUAUGCGACUUUAG